AUGCUAUUUUUAUAAAAAAAGACUUCAAAAAAGCUAAUGAUUAAUUUUAAAAUAAUAUGCAACUACAUAAAGCCUUUUAUAAAAUUAUUAAUAAGCAUUAGUUUAUUUUAAGUAAAAUAUAACAAAACUAAAUACAAAAUAUAAGAUUUUUAUUUUUUUAGUAAAGCAUUAGAAAUUGAUGAUAAAAAUCUAAUUGUGAACUUUCGCCUUGGAAAAUUAUUUUAAUUUAAAUUAAAUAAUAUAGAUUAAGCGAUUUAAUGUUAUUAGAAAAUAGUCCAACAUUAACCAACUUAUGCUAAAGCCUAUUAUUAAUUAGGACUAGCUUAUAUAGAGAAAGAGGAAUAUAAAAAAGCUACAGAAGCAUUCAAAGAGACAUUAAAAAUAAAUCCUCGAUUUAGCGGAGCUUUUAAAGCUAUAGGAUCAAUAUUUUAUAAAAAUAACAGUGAAUAAAUAGCUUUAAAAUAUUACUAAAAAGCUCUAGAAUGUGAUCAAAAUGACAUCGAGAGUAAAAUCGGAAUUGCAAACUGUUAUUAUUUGAUAGAAAAUUUCGACUUAGCAAUAUAAUACUAUAAAGAAAUAUUAUAAAUCGAAUAAAAUGAAGAAAUAGAGUAUAAUUUAGGAAACUGCUAUUACAUGAAAAGUUAAAUUGAUAAUGCAGUUAUACAUUAUUAAAAUUGCUUAAAAAUAAACUUUUAGAAACCGGACUGUUUAUAUAAUUUGGGAAAUGUUUAUUGUAUUAAAUAGGAUUUUUAUAAAGCACUUGAAUGUUUUUUAUAAACAAUAUAAUAUGAUCCUGAAAAUUCGGCAGCGCUUUAUAAUUUGGCAAAUACUUAUUAUUUAUUGGAUGAUUAUGAGUUGGCUUGUGAUUAUUUCGAAAAAGCUAUUAAAAUUGAACCUGGUAAUGUUUAGUGGAGAAAUUAUAUUGGAGGAUUAUAUUUAGAGAAAUAGAAAUUUGAAUAGGCUUAAGAUCAUUUAUAAAAAGCUCUAUAAAUUGAACCUAACAAUUAAGAAACUAAUUUUAAAAUUGCAUAAAUUUAAUAUAAUUUGACUAAUUAUGAUUAGGCUUUAUAAUUUUUGAAUGUAUCCAUACUUAUUAUAUAUAUUUUUUUUUAUUUAAAUUUAAUAGAAUGUUUUAUAAUAAAAUUCAAAUAAUGA
Ichthyophthirius multifiliis is the source of this 1155-nucleotide messenger RNA. RefSeq lists its product as hypothetical. The record is from RefSeq and is a predicted model, not a curated record. The transcript is spliced from 2 exons. Gene Ontology annotation, molecular function: protein binding. NCBI's taxonomy places the organism in Eukaryota, Ciliophora, Oligohymenophorea, Hymenostomatida.